This is a messenger RNA of Formica exsecta, 2146 nucleotides long. Its product is annotated as protein I'm not dead yet-like. Gene Ontology annotation, molecular function: succinate transmembrane transporter activity; citrate transmembrane transporter activity. NCBI's taxonomy places the organism in Eukaryota, Metazoa, Arthropoda, Insecta, Hymenoptera, Formicidae. Gene Ontology annotation, cellular component: membrane. Gene Ontology annotation, biological process: citrate transport; monoatomic anion transmembrane transport. The record is from RefSeq and is a predicted model, not a curated record. The transcript has 10 exons. The coding region runs from base 1 to 1764 and encodes 587 amino acids.
AUGGCCGAAAAAAGAGACGAUGCAGGCGAAGAGCCAAUGGAAAGAGUCGAAAGAAGAGAAGAACUUGUCGACUAUUUGAGAAAACUACUCAGCUGCUUGAGAGAUACGGGACACUUCCUCAAGAUCUACUGGAAGAUUCUCUUUGCACUUUUCUGGGCGCUCUUCCUUUUACCUUUCCUCUUGAUUUACGACUGCUCGGAAGUCAGGUGUGCAUAUGUGGUGUUGCUGAUGGGUGGCUACUGGGUGACCGAUUGCUUCCCGAUGGCGGUAACAUCGUUGAUCCCGGUGGUGAUGUUCCCGGCUCUAGGUAUACUCAGUACGGCGGAUACGUGCACCUGUUACAUGAACGACACCAUAAUGGUAUUCAUCGGCGGUCUGAUCCUCGCCAUUGCUAUCGAGCACAGCAAUCUGCAUCUCAGGAUCGCCCUCGGAGUCAUGAAGACGGUUGGCUGUAGCCACGCGAGACUGCUCGGUGGCCUGUGCGUGGUAACAACCUUCAUAUCCAUGUGGGUGUCAAAUACCGCGGCCACUGCCAUGAUGGUGCCCAUCAUAUUCGCCGUUUUACGGGAAUUAGAACAGGCUGGAGUGGGUGCGGUGUUCAAGUCACAAAUAGUUGAUCCAGAAAGACCAGACAUUCCAUCAGAGAUAAGACCGACAAAAAUUACGAAGGCAUACUUGUUAGCCGCGGCUUAUUGCUCGACGUUCGGCGGAACAGGAACGUUGGUGGGAACCGGCACAAAUCUGACCUUCAAGGGAAUCUACGAGAGCACAUUUCCCAAGGCCGAGGGAAUCAGUUUCACCGAGUGGAUGAUCGCGUCCUUUCCCCAGAUGGUCGUCAAUUCCUUCCUCACUUGGAUGUACGUGCGAAUCGCAUUUCUGGGAUAUCUGAGACCGCGCAGUAAAGACGCUGAAAUGGCUACAAUUGGAACUGAGGGCGAAGCUGUCACGAAUCAAGUUAUACAGCAGAGAUAUAAGAAUUUGGGGCCUGUAACUUUUCACGAAUACGGAGUGGCUACGUUGUUCUUUAUGUGCGUAUUUCUUUGGAUAUUCCGCAAACCCGGCUUCGUCGUCGGAUGGUCCGAACUGAUCACUGAUAUAGACCUCAGAGACUCAGUGCCAGUGAUAUUCGCCUCUAUCCUAAUGUUCUUCAUCCCGAAAGACCCCAGCUUCAUCUACAGCUACAGUCAAGAUCCCGCUAAAAGACCGAAAAGAUCGUCGGAAGGUUUGAUAACGUGGAAGGUAAUCGAAACCAAGAUGCCAUGGAGUUUAAUGUUCCUAUUGGGCGGUGGUUUCGCGAUUUCACGCGGAAGCGUCGCAUCCUGCAUGGCAAAACGAGUUGGCGAAGCUCUGCUACCGCUUCGGUACUUACCACCCGUCGUAAUACUUGCUUUGGUGUGCUUCUUCGAAGGUACUUUAACGGAAUUCACCUCGAAUGUGGGCAUCGCAAAUAUCACUCUACCGGUGAUAGCUCAAAUGUGCGUAGCGAUGGAAAUCCAUCCUAUGUAUUUGAUGAUACCAGCCACGUUGAUGUGUUCGUUCUCAUUCCGUCUGCCGGUCGGAACACCACCGAACGCGAUCAUAACCAUUGCUGGACAUAUCCCGACCAAUAUGUUAAUCUCCGGAGGUUGCGCACCUGCGAUCUACAGUUUGAUAGUAGAAGUUAUCUUCUUCCCGACAUGGGGCGUUUUCGUUUACGGAAUUCAGGAUUUUCCUGACUGGGCCAGAUAUGUUGAAACGGGAAAUGAUACGAAUGCAAUAUGUUAAUCGAUUUGAAACAUGCACAAUUUGCAAAUGUUGCGGAAUUGAACAGCAAAUCCAGCAUAUCAAUUUUUUCUUCAAAAUACAACGGUUAAAAUCUAAUAGCUAUUGAUGCAAAAGUAACAAUUAUACUAAAUCUUUUAAAGAUAUAGUACUAAAUAUUGUAAAGUAAACAUGAUAUGAAUAAACAAAGAUAAAAUAAACACAUUCGAUUUUUUACUUCUGCACAAUGGAAAAUCCGUGGUUACCUUUCAUAUUCCGUUUCAAUAUUUGCUUAUAACUUUGUAAUAAAGCAUUUUUAUAGCUAAACUUCAUAUAAUAUUAUUUUCCUAUUUCCAUUUGUAGAAUAUGCUCUUGCACUUGUCAGAUAAAUCCUGGGACACCCUGU